AUGGAUCCUUUGCCAUUAGACCCUGAUCCCAUAAGUACAGUCAAGGAAAAUGAUUGGCUUCCUCAUCUUUACACAACUCUGGUAGCCAUAUAUGAAAGCGGGAAGGUGGCUGUUGCUGGGCCAGGGGCGAUGUCGGUUGCUGUUGCUGGACAGAGGAGCUUAAAGGAGUUUUCAAGUUCUUGUGAGAGCUAUGCAACUCUGCAAUGGGGACAUCUAAAUCGUGAUGAGGUGCUGCUCAUAUCUGACAUUUUCUCUCGUGUACAAACCUCAUGGAACGCGGGGGAACUAGAGAUAGAUAACAUUUCCACUAUAGAAGAGCAAGCCGAUCUUGGAACUUUGGCGAUUGUUGUCAAAUUUGUUUAGAUAAUAUAGGUUACCAUUAAGAA
Selaginella moellendorffii is the source of this 386-nucleotide messenger RNA. RefSeq lists its product as uncharacterized. Bases 1 to 363 code for a protein of 120 amino acids. The record is from RefSeq and is a predicted model, not a curated record. NCBI's taxonomy places the organism in Eukaryota, Viridiplantae, Streptophyta, Lycopodiopsida, Selaginellales, Selaginellaceae. The transcript is spliced from 5 exons.